GACCGAAUGGUUAAGGGUUUCAAUCAUCUCCAUUUCUUCUUGCAAGCCAUCAGAGCUGACCAACACUUGUCACAACUCUCUCUUUCAAUAUGUCUUCAUUCAUCUACAGCUUUGCCCAGAUCGAUAAAUUUUAAAGGCUGUCUAUUCAUCUAUCAAUUUUCAUUAUAGAAGAGGAAGAUUAACUCUCUAAUCAGUAAGAAAGUUUGAAACUGUCUGCCAAACGCUGGAUUUCAUGUUCGUGGAAGACGCAUGACCUGUGAAGUGAAGAUUCAUCAUUAUAAAUUUAUACAGUAGAAUCCGAUGAAGAAGCAAAAUUUGACGACAGUGAGUAUAUGCUUCGUCUUUUUUGUGUUCUUCUUCAUGUUCCAGAGCAAGUACGUUUCUCUCGUAUCGAAUUCAAAGGUGUCACGCUCAACGAUAAUCGAUCAAGGUAAAAAGGAUUUGGUAUCUAAAUCAACAAAGAACUGGGUGUUGGAUCACCAUUCUCCACCACCUUUACACUCCCCGCGAGGAAGGCUAAUUACUUGCGACCGAUCUCAUCAAUAUUAUGAUUUAUGCUCAAUCAACGGUCCUACCGUUCUCGACCCUGCAACCUCUACUUUCUUCCUUCAGGGUCCCUCUACCAUGACCUUCCCAUCAAUGUUUAAGGAAAAGAUUAGGCCAUACCCUCGGAAAUUUGAGAAUUUUGUAAUGAAGGGAAUCAAGGAGCUGACCAUAACCUCAGCCCCACAAAGGCCAAAAUGUGAAAUUCAACACAAUGUUCCAGCUCUAGUAUUCAGCGCAGGUGGGUAUACCGGAAACUUUUGGCAUGAAUUCAAUGACGGGUUUAUUCCCCUCUUUAUCACCGUCAGUUCAGUCUUUCCUGAUCAAGAUUUUGUUCUUGUUAUCAGCAAAGCUCGUCAUUGGUGGGUUAACAAGUAUGCAGAGUUGUUACAAGCUUUUAGUAAGCACCCUAUAAUAAAUCUUGAUAAUGACACCGUCGCUCAUUGUUUUACUUCUGCCACUUUAGGCCUUAUUUCACAUGGAUUUAUGAAUAUAGACCCUGCAUUAAUUCCAAAUUCAAGAACGUUCAUUCAUUUCCGUGCUUUCUUAGAAAAAGCCUAUGGUUCCCAUGGUCAAAUCCAUCCCUCCAAGAACAAUUCUCCGUUGGUUCGACCACGGCUCGUGUUGGUGAGUCGUAGAGAUAGCCUUGGACGUGUCAUAAAUAAUGAGGCUAAAGCUAAACUUGUCUUGGAAAAAAUAGGUUUUGAUGUGAUUGUGUUUGAGCCAAAUCCCGGCACUCCAUUGAACGAAGCUUAUGCGAUUAUAAAUUCAAGUCACGCGAUGGUUGGGGUACAUGGUGCAGCACUUACACAUUCAUUGUUUCUCCGGCCGGGGUCGGUGUUCGUGCAGGUGGUGCCACUAGGGCUCGACUGGGUGGCGCAGGUGUGUUUUGCGAAGUCAGCUAGGGCUAUGAGAUUGGAGUAUAUGGAAUAUAAGAUCAAAGCAGAAGAGAGUAGCUUGGUAGAAAAGUAUAAUAAGAAUGAUUUACUGAUAAAGGACCCAGUUGCAUUUCGAGGGAAGAAUUGGUCAGAGGAUAUUAUGAACAUAUAUUUGAAGGAACAGAACGUCAAUUUUGAUUUGGUUAGAUUUGGAGAAUAUUUUAAACAAGUGUAUAAGAAGGCCAAGCAAUUUAUGGACAAGGAGAGAUAGUUUUAUGUGAAAAUUUGUUCUUAGACAAUAAAAAAAAUGAUAAAUUUUUGGAUGAA
Molecule: messenger RNA, 1748 nt
Organism: Pistacia vera
Lineage: Eukaryota; Viridiplantae; Streptophyta; Magnoliopsida; Sapindales; Anacardiaceae
Product: beta-1,2-xylosyltransferease XAX1-like
Exons: 3
Coding region: 301-1692 (463 amino acids)
Molecular function (GO): glycosyltransferase activity
Source: RefSeq, a predicted model, not a curated record